AUGAGAUUGAGGAAUGUAGGAAUAAAUGUCGAUGCAAUAGAAGAAAAAAUAAAGAAGUACUCUCAAGAGAAUGCUGAACAGAUUAUGAUUAAUCGAGCCCGCAAGGCUGAAGAGUUAGCUGCAGCCAUAGCAGCUUGCAAAGGCCAACCCACACAGACGGAUUCAGAUAUGUCAUCAAACCAGGGCUUGACGGUUGCAGCCUCUGGGGGUCAGCCACCACGGCCAAUGGGAAUGGGUCCACAACCAGUGCCUAUUGGAGGAGGGCCGGAACAUCAACUUUUUGGUUUUGAAGAUGAGGAAAUGAUGAAACUCAAGGCUGAGAGAGGUCCUCGGGCUGGAGGAUUCUCAAUAGAGAUAAGCAAAAGGAGGGCACUUGAAGAGGCAUUUGCAAGCAUCUGGGUUUGAUUCUUAUGCAGAGAACAUAAUGUCACAGAUUUCUCAGUGUUAAAAUACAAAGGACAACGAUUUCUUAACUGUGAUAGAGUUAUCUUUGUUGUCUCUGAUGACUCUGGUCGUGUAAAGGAUUUUGUGGCCUUUGCAUGAAAGAAAGGCCUUCUUUAUGAUAUCUUUUCUCGCUUA
Molecule: messenger RNA, 579 nt
Organism: Tarenaya hassleriana
Lineage: Eukaryota; Viridiplantae; Streptophyta; Magnoliopsida; Brassicales; Cleomaceae
Exons: 3
Coding region: 1-405 (134 amino acids)
Biological process (GO): DNA repair; regulation of cyclin-dependent protein serine/threonine kinase activity; regulation of transcription by RNA polymerase II
Cellular component (GO): transcription factor TFIIH holo complex
Source: RefSeq, a predicted model, not a curated record